Molecule: messenger RNA, 738 nt
Organism: Bicyclus anynana (squinting bush brown)
Lineage: Eukaryota; Metazoa; Arthropoda; Insecta; Lepidoptera; Nymphalidae
Source: RefSeq, a predicted model, not a curated record
CAAUCGCAGAGCUUUGGCGCAGACCCAAGAAGGCCUCUACGCCCGCUACGGGCGCCAUUCCAGCGCGCGAGACUGCCACGACCACCGCACGUGCGCCAUUUUUACGCACGAGUUUGCUACGACCGACGAACGUGCGCCAUUUCUGCGCACGAGUCUGCCAUGACCGCUGCGUGUGCACCGCUCAGCCAACAACGAAUAGCCGACAAACAGGCAUCUUUGAAUCCGGAAGUCUCAGCCGACACGUCUCAGCCGAUGUGUCAGCCUACGUCUCAGCAGCCGGCAUCUCAGACGGGACGUCAUCUGCUCAGCAUUCAGUAGGACUGUACUACGAGUCUGCCGUCCGUAGAAAAACAAGGAAGUCGAAUCUCCAUCAACAGUUAACUCGGACGCAACAUUAGUGAAGAACGUCGCAGACGGUAGAGAGAAAAGACGUGGACCAGCACGAAAACUAGGAUUAGCAGACACAACAAAAGACAAGGUCCUCCUUCUAAUCCCGACCCAGACCAAAAGAGUGAGAAAAUAAAAUAAAAAAAUUGUAAUUAAUAUUAACUUUUGACGGCCUCCGUGGCGCAGUGGUAUGCGCGGUGGAUUUACAAGACGGAGGUCCUGGGUUCGAUCCCGAUCGAUGUAAAUGUAGAAAGAAUAAAUAACAGUUUUUAACCAAUUUCAAAAAAGGAAGUGGUAACUCACUUAUGUAAUAAAUGUUAAAAUAUUAAAUAAUUAAGUUAACAAAAUUGA